AGGCGGGACCAGAGCCCUAAGGGGCUCGGGAUUGCGGAAGUUUGGUGAGGAGGGUCGGUGGCUGGUGUUGUUCCUGCAAGAUUUACAGCCCUGCGCGGGGCUGCCGCUCGGGGUCUCAGAGCCACCAGCCUCCGGAGGUUGGCGACGGUGACUCGGGCGCGACUCGACGGCGCUGCUGCCGGCUGUCCUCGGUCCGCUUUCGUCCGCGGGGACCCGCCUCGGACCUCCACCAUGGCGUCCACGAGCACCAACCUCCAGAAAGCAAUAGAUCUUGCAAGCAAAGCAGCACAGGAAGACAAAGCUGGAAAUUAUGAGGAAGCUCUGCAACUCUAUCAACAUGCUGUUCAGUAUUUUCUUCACGUUGUUAAGUAUGAAGCACAAGGUGAUAAAGCCAAGCAAAGCAUCAGGGCCAAGUGUACAGAAUAUCUUGAUAGAGCAGAAAAACUAAAGGAGUAUCUGAAGAAAAAGGAGAAGAAACCACAGAAGCCUGUGAAAGAGGAUCAGUCAGGUCCACUUGAUGAGAAGGGGAAUGACAGUGAUGGGGAAGCAGAAUCUGAUGAUCCUGAAAAAAAGAAACUGCAGAAUCAACUUCAAGGUGCCAUUGUUAUAGAGCGACCAAAUGUGAAGUGGAGUGAUGUUGCUGGUCUUGAAGGAGCCAAAGAAGCACUUAAAGAGGCUGUGAUUCUGCCUAUUAAAUUCCCUCAUCUGUUCACAGGAAAGAGGACACCUUGGAGAGGAAUCCUAUUAUUUGGGCCACCAGGAACAGGAAAAUCCUAUUUAGCCAAAGCUGUUGCAACAGAAGCAAACAACUCAACAUUUUUCUCAAUAUCGUCCUCUGACCUUGUUUCUAAGUGGCUGGGGGAAAGUGAAAAACUGGUUAAGAAUUUAUUCCAGCUUGCCAGAGAGAACAAGCCUUCCAUUAUCUUCAUUGAUGAGAUUGACUCUCUCUGUGGUUCAAGAAGUGAAAAUGAAAGUGAAGCUGCACGAAGAAUUAAGACUGAGUUCCUGGUUCAAAUGCAAGGAGUAGGUGUGGACAAUGAUGGCAUUUUGGUUCUGGGAGCUACAAAUAUACCCUGGGUUCUGGAUUCUGCAAUUAGGCGAAGAUUUGAGAAACGUAUUUAUAUCCCUUUGCCCGAAGCCCACGCCCGGGCAGCCAUGUUUAAACUGCACUUGGGCAGCACUCAGAACAGCCUCACAGAAGCAGACUUCCAAGAACUUGGGAGGAAGACAGAUGGCUAUUCAGGGGCAGAUAUAAGUAUCAUUGUACGGGAUGCACUUAUGCAGCCUGUGAGAAAAGUUCAGUCAGCUACUCAUUUCAAAAAGGUUCAUGGACCCUCAAGAGCUGAUCCUAACUGCAUUGUAAAUGACCUGCUGACACCCUGCUCUCCAGGAGAUCCUGGAGCUAUUGAAAUGACGUGGAUGGAUGUGCCUGGAGAUAAACUACUGGAGCCAGUUGUUUCCAUGUGGGAUAUGCUGCGGUCACUCACUAGCACAAAGCCUACCGUCAAUGACCAGGACUUGUUGAAAUUAAAGAAGUUUACAGAAGAUUUUGGCCAGGAAGGCUAAUACAGAGACAGCAGGAGCAUGCUUAUGCUGCGUUUCUUCUCUUUUGUAGGUACUUUACCUGUCUUGGAUGGCAUUCAGAUUAUUUCCAGUAAACUCCUUCACACCGGGAAAUGUACAUCUCACUUCAGUGUUCCUUUAAGUUUGUGUUAUACUUUUCCUACACUACCUGUAAAUUCUUCAAUUAACAAAAAUAGUAAAAUUGUAAGAAAAUGAGCAAUGGCAUAAAAAACAGAACUGAGACAGUGAGGAGAGCCUUGAGCUUGGCUUCAUGUACAGCAUCUAAUGCUCUUUCAAAAUAUUUUCAUGAAUGCUCUCUCAAAGUGCAAGCUCCCCCCUUCUUUUUUAAAAAGGAAAUUGAAAUAGGGCUAAAGCUAAUGAUGUAUAAAUGUCAUGAAAAGGUCUUUAGGCAUUUUAUCAAUGUAAAGUUAUUGCUUUAUUAAAAAUGGUAGAAUCUUUACUCUCAGGGAUGGGCAGCAAAGCACAGACAUUGUGGUGAACUGGGGGCAGGACCACAGCCAGUGUUCCUGUUGAUCUUGUAAUGGGUUGGUUUUUCCUGUGUAGACUAAAGUGGUGUUUUUAAAGGCAGAGGCGUUGUAACUACAUAACACCUUUCACUGUGUACUCAAGAGACUUUCCAAGUUAUUCAUCACCUUUAACUUGAAAAUGUCUAGUUCAUUUCCUUUUGUAACUAAGAUUGACCAAAAGAGGUGGCAAAGAAGUAUAAAUUUUUUAAAAAUUGUCAUGAAAUACUGUAAUGGGAACCUUUAAUAAUAAGAAAAUGGCCUCCUUGUGAACUUUGGGAUAUUUCCUUUGUAUGAUGUGGGUGUGUGUGUGUACAUAUAUACAUACAUAUAUACAUACAUAAUUUUUUAAUAUAGGAUAUUGAGAGUCAUGUCUUUCACUUUUAAGUUCAGGGAACGGUUUGCCCUAGUUACACAAACAUUAUCAUUGUGGUAUUCCAUAAAGCUUUAGAGACAAACUGAUGUCUCAUUAAGUAAUGAACUAUAAACAUACCAUCGUGUUACUUUAAUGUCUUCAAAUAAAUGAUCUUAAGAUGUAUGUCACACACGUGUGUACCAACACUUAGUUGUGCCUUGGACAUUUGCAUUGACUACAUGCAAACAAUUACUAGGUUUACUAGAAUUGCUAUGCAGUUCUACCUUGCAAGUGCUACACAGUAAAUGCAUUUUAAAGUAUAUUUGCACAUUUUACAUGCUAUGCUAUAUGAUUGCCCUUGGGUUUUCUGUACAGAUUAUUUUUGUUGAUACUCAAUGAAAAUUGUAGGCCUGAAAUAUACAGUUCUUAUGUGAAGUAAAUUGUUUUAACCUACUUUUAAAGGC
Psammomys obesus (fat sand rat) is the source of this 2906-nucleotide messenger RNA. It is a transcript of the gene Vps4b, whose product is annotated as vacuolar protein sorting 4 homolog B. Gene Ontology annotation, biological process: vacuole organization; endosomal transport. Gene Ontology annotation, molecular function: ATP binding; ATP hydrolysis activity. The coding region runs from base 232 to 1566 and encodes 444 amino acids. NCBI's taxonomy places the organism in Eukaryota, Metazoa, Chordata, Mammalia, Rodentia, Muridae. The record is from RefSeq and is a predicted model, not a curated record. The transcript has 11 exons.